This is a messenger RNA of Condylura cristata (star-nosed mole), 4792 nucleotides long. RefSeq names its product headcase homolog (Drosophila) (gene HECA). The transcript has 4 exons. The annotation marks the transcript as partial. Lineage: Eukaryota; Metazoa; Chordata; Mammalia; Eulipotyphla; Talpidae. The record is from RefSeq and is a predicted model, not a curated record.
GCGGGGGCUGCAGCCGCGGGCGACGCCAAGAACGAAGCCCUUUGUGCCACACCCUUGAUCUGCAGCUUCGGGAGGCCUGUGGACCUGGAGAAGGACGACUACCAGAAGGUGGUAUGCAACAACGAGCACUGCCCUCACAGCAGCUGGAUGCACUUGCAGUGUUUCUACGAGUGGGAGAGCAGCAUCCUGGUCCAGUUCAACUGCAUUGGCCGGGCGCGCAGCUGGAACGAGAAGCAGUGCCGCCAGAACAUGUGGACAAAGAAGGGCUAUGACCUGGCCUUCCGCUUCUGCUCUUGCCGCUGUGGGCAGGGCCACUUGAAGAAGGAUACAGACUGGUACCCGGUGAAGCGCAUGCAGGAGGAGAAAAAGAAGAAGUCCGGGGCCGAGAAGAACACCGGGCGACCGCCGGGGGAGGCGGCGGAGGAGGCCAAAAAGUGCAGGCCUCUCAACAAGCCCCAGAAGGGCCUGAAUCCCGACCUGCCCCGCCGGCAUUCCAUGGACCGGCAGAACUCACAGGAGAAGGCGGGCAGCGCCGCGGCCUAUGGGGCUCGCUCGCCCUGCGGCUCCCCCGGCCAGUCCCCACCCACAGGCUACUCCAUCCUCUCCCCUGCCCACUUCAGUGGACCCCGUGCCUCCAGAUACCUGGGGGAAUUCUUGAAGAACGCCAUUCACCUGGAACCUCACAAAAAGGCCCUGGCUGGGGGGCAUGUGUUCCGAAACGCCCACUUUGACUACAGCCCCGCGGGACUGUCAGUGCACCGGGGUGGCCACUUCGAGGCACCGGUGCAAUUCCUGCGGCGACUGGACCUCUCCGAGCUCCUCACCCACAUCCCCAGGCAUAAGUUGAACACUUUCCACGUGCGGAUGGAAGACGAUGCCCAAAUGGGGCAGGGCGAGGACCUGCGCAAGUUCAUCCUCGCGGCGCUCAGCGCCAGUCACCGGAAUGUGGUGAACUGUGCGCUGUGUCACCGGGCGCUCCCGGUGUUCGAACAGUUCCCACUGGUGGACGGAACGCUGUUCUUAAGCCCGUCGAGACACGACGAGAUCGAAUACGAUGUUCCUUGUCACCUUCAAGGGAGACUCAUGCACCUGUACGCCGUGUGCGUGGACUGCCUGGAAGGAGUUCAUAAGAUCAUCUGCAUCAAGUGUAAGUCACGUUGGGAUGGCAGCUGGCACCAGCUAGGCACCAUGUACACCUACGACAUCCUGGCUGCCUCUCCAUGCUGUCAGGCCCGCCUGAACUGUAAGCACUGCGGGAAGCCUGUGAUAGACGUGCGGAUUGGGAUGCAGUACUUCUCUGAGUACAGCAACGUCCAGCAGUGUCCACACUGUGGGAACCUGGACUACCAUUUUGUGAAGCCAUUUUCUUCCUUCAAAGUUCUCGAAGCUUAUUGAUGAAAGCUUUGCUUUAGUAAUAGCUUAUUUUAUUGAUAUUAUUACUUUAUUACAUAUCUUUUAUAGAGAAACAUUCUGUGACAUUAAUUUCUUUUCUAAUUUAAAGGAGCGUUCCUUUGUGUAUGUGUGCCACUGAAGUGGGGGCUGGCCCUAGCCUUCUCUUAACUCUCAAUCCUAGUCUGUGGUCAUGACCAGAGCCCAAAUGGACAGGCCUGUGAGUUUGGGGGUAAUAUUUCACUAUGGAAGGGGGUCUCUCAUGCAACUUGUAGGUGGUGGGGAGGAUGGGAUGAGUCAGAAAAGGACUAGGUGGUCAUUAACUAAGAGCAGGGUAGGAGUUGCAAGGAAACUCUUACUGAAAUGUUAAUUAAUUGUCUCAAGACCCACUUUUCGACCUUGCCUGGGCCUUGAGAAAAACUUGUGACAAGUGAAUGUAAGUGUGUGCCUGGAGGGCUGAGAGAGUUAGUCUACCCAGGCUUAGCGCUUUGUGGUGCACACUGAUGUGCCAAGUUUGCCCUCACUGACGGACUAUGUGUAAAUGAACAGGAGUUCAUUUUCUGUCACUGUUGUAAUUCAGCAUUUGGUUUUCAUGCUGAAAAUAAUGCCCAAUUUUUAAGACAUGUGAAAGCUAUUGAUGCAGCAAAUAUUUUUAGGCAAACUGACCUGUACCAGAGGAAAUAAGCUAAAUAUGGCAUUGAUGCUGCACACUGACUCAAGUGGGCAAAAAGGCAGAACAUUGCUAAUUGAGGUGUGUCCUUGAAAUUAUUCUUACUAGCUCUUAAGGGGAACCCAGGAAUAACAGAUUGGGGUGGUGGUAAUUUAUAAAGGUUUCUCUGUUGAAAUGCCAUUUUGCCCUACUCACAGGUAAAUAUCAGGCGUGCACCCUAACUGAUGAGUUUCAGAACAGUUAUUGCCACAUUUACCUUCCCCCAAACUGAUUAUAGCCACAUUUUAGCCAUUGAAUGCUGAGUUUCAAAAAAUGAAAGAUUUGACCCUAGGAAGGAAUGAUUGCUUGUGAAGAUAGGAGGAAAAGGUAAUAUUCCUUUUUAGAGUGUGUUUUGUUUUGGAAAUCCACUAAUUAUAAUGUAUAAUAAUAUGUUUAAAAAGAGGUAGUUCUAAAGAUCUGUAUGUACCUUGCCACUGGUGAAAAUAAAAAGGGAACUUUUUAAACUUGAUUCAUCAGAGCAUUGGGCUUUCCAAAACAAUAGCCUCUGUUCAUUAGCUUGUGGUAACUUCAAUAGACUGAUGCCCUAUUUCCUUAUGGGAUUGGAAUAUGUUUUCUCAAAACCAAACUUGAUGAUUUCAAGUGUGAUAUGCAUACACGCUAAAAGAAUGUUGAAAAUAUAAUCAUUUCAUGGCAGUUGAAUUUGGGGCUGUGAAGGCUUUUAUAUAAGUCAUUGAUUGAUACUACUUUUUAUUCUCAGAAAAAAGUUGGCUUCCCUCUCAGAAGUGUUUAGGCAUUAUUGGAGUGGGUUUUGCUACAUGAAAUAUUUGACAUUUUAUUUGAAACAACACAGCAUCAAAGCACCAGUAUAUCAACUAAUACUUUUCAUCAUUCAGCUUAGAUGAUUAUCACUUGGUUUAGAGCAUCUAGUUUAGUGCUUGAUGAUCUGAAAAAUAUUUCACAGAUGUGCAGACAUGCUUAAUGCCUCUAAGAAGCAGAAAAUCAUUAUUGAUCUGACAGUAUGUGAUGCAAGUUAAAGAGGUCUACAGGAUAUAUCCCUUGCAAAUUUGUCCUACUGCAUAAAGCUAUAAUUGUGAAUUAACUGUCACCCUGUUGAUUCUCUUAGGUAUCCAGGUAUAAAAAUUAGUAAAUUUCUCUUGUCUUCACAGUACCAUUUGGGUUUUAUUUCUGAAGUAUUCAUAAUGUUGUUCUUGAACCCACCUCAAUUUUUGUAUAGAAACCUGCUCAUUUUGUUGUUCUGAAGCUUAAAGGUUUAUAUGCAGGUUGUAUUCAGCAGUCUUCUCAGUCAAAAAGCUGUUAUGACUAUAGUGUCUGAUAUGUUCAGUAUUUUUCUUCAUAUUGUUUUUUACUCCCUGAAAAAUAAGUAUGAUGUGAUUUCACUGUAAUUGGGUAAAAUUUGCAUUUGGCCUUUAUUUUGAUGAUAAGAUAUGAGUGUGUGGAUGCUGCAGUUAUGUAAAAGGAGAGGCAUAGGUAUCAUAUCUGAGAUGUCUUUUGCCUUUAAGGCAUUGCUUUCCUGUCUAUAAGAGAAAUUUUGGCUGAUUGGAGGGUAAAAUAUAAUUGGGUAAGCAACAGUAUGAAGAAUAAAUCUUACUUUGGAAAUCUGCUGACCAUAACAUUUUCCCUAACCUUUCUCAAAGUACUUUGUUCUGAAUACCUUGGUGGGAAUUCGAAUAUGUCAAAGAAGAUAAUUAUUUUGUUGUGGCUUGGAUAUUAAAGGGUUUUAAGGAUAUUAGUCACUGAAGAUAUCCAUUUUCUCCCUUUUUGAUGAAUAGUGUUCAAUAACAUGAACUACUCAUAAGUGACUAAUAAUUUCAAAGUGAUUUUUCAUCUACUCUAACUUUUUAAGAAAUCUUUUUUUUAAGAGUUAUAUACCUUGAAGAAAUAAAAUUACCUGCUUUAGUGUAGUGAAAAGCCUCUUUCUGAUGAUCUCAUCAUUUUUUCUUCAGGUCAACUCUGGUUAUAUCUGAAGCAGUUGAUAUACUGGGUUUAUACUGUAAAAGAUAAACAUUGAAAUUGGGAAGUGGGGUGAAUUAUUUUCUCCUAAUUAAGAAAGAGCUUUUACCACUCUUUAAUUUCUAUGUUUUGUAAAGAAGUUCAUUUUUAGAAUAAAAAAAGUAUUUUCAUAUCUGCUUUGGAGAUACUAACUCAUCAGGAAAGAAUUUUAUUAGGUGUUUAAACUUGAAAACAAACAGGUAUACUGAUGCAUAACUUACUAGACCACCAAAACUAAUUUGCUGAAGUCUUUUGUUUUGCAGUCACUGGUUGACAUAUGAUCUAUUCUCCUGUGUCCAGGUCAGGAACUCCAGGUUGCUUUCCUGUUUAGCUUCAUGACAAUAGCUAUUGAGUAAUUUUAUUGGGCGCGUGGGCCAAUGGUGAGAAGAAAGUCCUCUUGUUCAGUGUUUUGGUUCCCAUAAAAGGAUUCUGCCUGGCCCAGCUCAUCUCUGUGUCCUGUUGACUUAAUUAUUCUUCCAGGUAAAUUGAAAGAAAAUAAAAUGGAUGGGCAACAUUAAAACCAGCUCAAAAAAUAUAUUCUUGUCAAUAAAGAUUUCUUUUCAAGAUAUCUUGGAUUGCACUUUUGUUGAGGGAAAACAGUGUAAAUACGUAAAAGAAUGUUGAUAAAAUUGCAACAUUUGGUUAUGGAAUUGUGUGUGAUGUUAGAAGGUUUCUGUUUGUGAAAUGUAUGUAUUAAAAAUAAUAAAAUUUCAGAAACUAACA